UGAUAUCAGCUAAAAACACACUUCGAAGGUAGUAACUUUAGUUUAUGAGUGUAAGCAGUUUCCAUAUAAACAACAGAACCACCACAGUACAAAAUUCAGUAUGUAAUAAAUUAUCAACCUCCUGUGCAAAAACUCUUUUAAGAAAUUAUCUGUUGUAAAGGCACAGAGAACGUACACACAUCCAUUAAUUGCGGGUGACAUGCAAAUGCUCUUGAGAACUGUCUUUUCAACUUUUAAAAAAAGGAAACAGAAUGGAAUCCAUAAUACCACCGCCAAAUGAGGCUCACAUCGUAAAGCCUUUUCACAGCACCCAAACAAUCUCCAAAUUCAAAGUAAAAUGCUCAAACUUUCCUUCCUAGCUGGUAUUACAAGCUCGUUCACCUUUGCAAGCAGCACGAGCACCUGUGUGCUUCGUAGUAAUUUUUAAACGCUGAUUGUUUAGGCUGUAUGGCCCAUAAAAAUGCACCCUCAAAGCUACGUAUUCUUGUGUCAGGUUAAAAAUAAAGCCCAUGCUGAUGAACGAGAGCUGCUGAUGGCACUUGCAGGGAAUGAACAGCCUCUCCCAUGUCCCCGGAGAACCCGAGCGCAGCCGACCACGCCGUGACAAACCUGCGUGCUCCCGCAGCCCCUGUAGCUUAAGCAGUAAAUCUGAAACCCAGGGACUGAACUGAGCUGGAUCGAACAGCCCUCUCCCCUCCGAGCACAGCCUCUCACUUCUUGAAACUGGCUGUAAACAGGGAAAGGGAGGGGCCUACCGCCUGCCAAGCCAAGCAGAAACUUGUGAGUAACUUAUAGAGGAAAAACAAGUGCAGCGCAGGCGGCGCGCAGAGCCGCACGCUGCCCGGGCGCUGCCGAGAGGCGAGCACCAUGUUUUCAAAGAGAAACAAGACCUGGCUUUGCCGCCGGCCUCCUCCCUCGGAAACGCCGCUUAGCCAAGGCCUGUGGGUCCGGCAGCGCGGGGGAAUGUAAAACGGGAACCAGAGAAAAGCUGGUAACCAGCAGGAAAGAUACAAAAGCUAAAAUCACUAUGUGGAGCUGUGAAACCUUGAACAACAGUACUGAGAACAGAGAAGACCAGCAUCUCUGCCAUGACUUCCACCUUGUGCUUUCCAUCUUCUCCCUACUCUACCUCAUUAUAUGUUUCCCAAUUGGCCUUUGUUACAAUGGCUUGCUGGUCCUAGUUAAUCUCUAUAACAAAGCUACUAUGACUAUGCCAGAUGUUUAUUUUGUCAACAUUGCCAUUGCUGGUCUCAUCAUCAACGCUCUGGCACCAAUGUACCUUCUAGGUCUUGCCAAUACAAAAUGGGCCAUCUGGAAUUCUAACAAUGAAGUUUAUAUUACCUUGCUUAUUUUAUUCAAUGUCUCAUCUUUAGUUACCAUGUACUCCACUACGUUACUCAGUCUGGACUACUACAUUGAACGUGCUCUACCUAGAACUUACAUGUCAAGUGUGUACAACACCAAACAUGUUUGUGGAUUCAUAUGGGGUGGUGCCAUGCUUACAAGUUUUUCAUCUCUCCUGUUCUACGUCUGCAAUCACGUAUCCACUAAAAUAAUUGAAUGUUCCAAGAUGCAGAACAAAGAAGCAGCAGAUGCCAUUAUGGUCUUUAUCGGGUAUGUUGUACCAGCUGUUGCUGUACUUUAUGCACUUACAUUAAUCUUACGAAUACGCAAAGAGGCCACACCACUGGAUCAAGACACUGGACGAUUAGAUCCAUCGGUGCACAGGCUUUUGAUAGCCACAGUCUGUACCCAGUUCACGUUAUGGACACCCUAUUAUGUGAUUCUCUUGGUAAGCACAUUUACUAAUGCACAAGGAAGAAUUGCAGAUGAAAAUUACAGUCGAAUAUUACAUUUUAGCAAGAUUUUAUCAAAAUCCUUGGCUUUCUCAAGCAGCUUUGUAAUGCCUCUGCUCUACAGAUACAUUAACAAAAACUUUCCCAACAAAUUACGACGUUUGCUUAAAAAGAUACACUGCGGGAAUCAGGGGUGUUCUCAUGAACGCACAGUAGUACAGCAAGUUAUGACGUAGGUAUGAAAAAAACCUUUGGUGCUCUGUUACUGCAGUACUUCAUGUACCAGUACUGGGACUGUGAUAUUGCUGCUGGCACUCAAUGGGAGUCCCAACCAAGAGGCUAGAAGGAGCUUUCCAUUACAGUUAAAUGAAACAGUCUUAAUUUUCAAAUAGUUAAUUGUUUGCUGAAAUCUUGUGAGACUCUGGCCUAUGUGCUGUGAUACCUGUGACAUCUAAUACUUUCAGUGCACUGAAGUGGUUACAAAGCAUAAAGUCUGUCUUCAUGGCUCUAGUAUUUCUGUCUGAAGAAGUCACUAAGCAGUUUAUUGAAGUCUUGACUGAAGACACAGCACCUUGUAUCUUGUAUAGAAAAAGGUCUUACCUUAUUUUCUGUACAAAGAAGUAAUAGUGCUAUCCUUGAUGAAGUAAAUAGCAUUUUUCAAUUAAGAUGAUAUAGAUGAUCUUUACUAAAGAUCAUAUUAUCCAAUUACACAUGUCCAAAUAGUAAAUGUUAAUUAUAAAUUAUUUAAUUUUUUUCCAUCACGGAAUCCCCUCUAAAAGAAGCCUAAUUUACCAUUUUCAGAAAUUUUCUCAUACAAACUAACCUAAGUUUUAACAUUUAUGGUAAAUUGAUUUUUUUUUCCUAGAUAUAACAAUUAACAAAAACGUGUUUUAUUUUUCCACUGCUUUAUUUGCAUCCUAAAACAUUUCAAGAACUCAGAAAUAUUUAUUAACUAAUUCUAAGGGAACUGAGAGAUGUUUGUUCCGCAUAUUAAAAUGAAGGACACAGUGGUUUACAAAGUUAAAUCAAAAUUUAUGUCUGGCUAAGUGUUAUGGUCCACAUAUGUUCAUGUAACAAGUAAUUAUCUUAAAAAUAAAUAUGUUUAUGAUUAA
Athene cunicularia (burrowing owl) is the source of this 2908-nucleotide messenger RNA. RefSeq names its product G protein-coupled receptor 146 (gene GPR146). Lineage: Eukaryota; Metazoa; Chordata; Aves; Strigiformes; Strigidae. Bases 1028 to 2032 code for a protein of 334 amino acids. The transcript is spliced from 2 exons. Gene Ontology annotation, cellular component: membrane. Gene Ontology annotation, molecular function: G protein-coupled receptor activity. The record is from RefSeq and is a predicted model, not a curated record. Gene Ontology annotation, biological process: G protein-coupled receptor signaling pathway.